AUGAUACUGCUACUAACGCUACUUUCGACUCUUGUUGUUGCUAUUGUAAGUUAUUAUCGAUGGCAUCUGGGCUACUGGAAGCGCCGAGGAAUUCCCGGCCCUCCAGGAACAAUUUUUAUUGGAAAUAUGCACUCCUUGACUGAUAGAAUGAGACCUCUUGGCCUAGUACUGAGAGACUGGACGAAGGAGUAUGGAAAAGUUUACGGUAUCCAGGAAGGACUACGGAAUACGCUAGUUAUCAGUGAUGUCAAUAUGAUUCGAGAGCUGUUCAUGCAGAAGUUCGAGUACUUUUACGGUCGCAAGAACAGUGCUCUCGUCGGUGAUGUCGAAAAUGAUCCUCGGGUAUCUAUUUUUGAAGCUCAAGGAGCUAGAUGGAAGCGACUGCGUGCCAUUUCUAGCACGGCCUUCUCAGCUGCAUCACUGAAAAAGGUUCGCCCAACAGUGGAGGAUUCAGUACUCAACCUCAUAAAGCUACUAGACGAGCAUGCAGAACAAGAAGCUUUCGAUAUCCACCAAUUCUACAAAGAAUUUACGAUUGAUGUGAUUUAUCGGAUCGCAUUGGGACAGCAAGGCUCACAAAUGUUCAAGGAUGACAAAAUGGCACGUGUCGAUGCAAUUUUCCAACGAAGUGGUCGGCAACCAGUUUUCUAUUUAGCUAGCAUAUGGCCAAGCAUUGGACCAAUCUUACGGAAAAUCUACUCCGCAUCUGCAAAGCUAAGGCAAAGCCCGAUACCUCUUCUUUUUGCUCCAAUCUACAAAGCUGUUAAUGAGAGGAUCCAACUUAGAGAAAGUCAAAGUGAUACCAGCGAGAGCAAAGAAAUUACCGAUUACAUUGAUUUAUUCCUGGAUGCAAGAGCCGAGCAGAAUUUCGACAAUCGAUCUGAUUUUUCCAAGAAUCUUCAUGUCGAGAAACAGCUAACAAGAGAAGAAAUCGUAGCUCAGUGCUUCACAUUUCUUGUAGCUGGAUUUGACACUACAGCCAAUUCCCUCGCAUAUGCUACUUAUUUACUAUCUAAACAUCCUGAGGCUCAAAAGCAUUUGCAGGAAGAAAUCGACCAGUAUUGCAAUGACACAAUCAGCUACGAAUCGCUUGCUGCGAUGAAAUAUCUGGAUUGCGUGAUGAAAGAAGGACUCCGAAUGUAUCCACUUGCUAAUUUUGCAAAUUCGCGUUGCUGUAUGAAAUCGACUACACUCGGAGAUGUGAAGAUUGAAAAGGGCACAUAUGUGAUAGCUGAUACAUUCACGCUUCACUAUGAUCCCGAAAUUUGGGGCGAUGAUGCCAACGAAUUUCGCCCAGAAAGAUGGAUGGAUUCGAAUAGACCAGUAGCCGCAUGGAUUUCAUUUGGAUUGGGUCCUCGGCAGUGCAUAGGAAUGAGACUAGCUUACAUGGAAGAAAAGCUUGUUCUUGCUCACUUGCUCAAGCGAUAUGAUAUAUUGCCAGCUGAGGAUAAGCUCACCUUGAUGGGAUCGGUUACCAUAUCGCCGAAAUCUGUCAAGGUCUACCUCAAACGAAGAGAGCAAAACUCGUAAAGCCGAAGUGCAAGAAGAAUUCAUGCCUUCC
Molecule: messenger RNA, 1561 nt
Organism: Cylicocyclus nassatus
Lineage: Eukaryota; Metazoa; Nematoda; Chromadorea; Rhabditida; Strongylidae
Source: the annotation of a GenBank genome assembly